Molecule: messenger RNA, 822 nt
Organism: Melitaea cinxia (Glanville fritillary)
Lineage: Eukaryota; Metazoa; Arthropoda; Insecta; Lepidoptera; Nymphalidae
Product: mitochondrial import inner membrane translocase subunit TIM14
Exons: 3
Coding region: 214-573 (119 amino acids)
Biological process (GO): protein import into mitochondrial matrix
Cellular component (GO): PAM complex, Tim23 associated import motor
Molecular function (GO): ATPase activator activity
Source: RefSeq, a predicted model, not a curated record
AUAAAGUUGGCAACACUGAUCCUGUCUAAAAGUGUCUAAAGCACAGAUGCACAGAGUACUAUACUGACUACUGACUAUAGUUUUGGAUAGAUACAUAUAAAAUUUGAUUCAUUACUAAAUAAGUAAAUAUGGAUAUGUAGUCAAUUUUAAAUACAAUAUUUUACAUCUUAAAAUCGAAUGUUUCUUAAUAAAACAACAAGUUUGUAACCAAAAAUGGCAAGUUCAAUAAUACUAGCCGGCUUAGGCAUGGCUGCCGUGGGAUUCGCUGGUCGAUAUAUAUUACGACAAGUGCCCAACGCAUCUGUAAAAUUUGCAGAAGCAAUGAAGAAUUUACCAAAAUUUGAUUCCGAAAGUUUAGCUAAUUCAAAGUAUUAUAAAGGAGGAUUUGAACCUAAGAUGACGAAGAGAGAAGCGGCCUUGAUAUUAGGCGUUAGUCCUACAGCUAGUAAAGCUAAAAUACGCGAAGCACACAGAAGAAUAAUGUUACUGAACCAUCCAGAUAAAGGAGGAUCACCGCUCAUCGCUGCUAAGAUCAAUGAGGCUAAAGACAUACUUGAAAGUGGAAAAUCAUGAGUUGGUUGUAAUUAGUGAGAAAUGAAUGUAAUCUAGUCUGCCUUAAUAAAUUUAGCUACUUCAUUUCAACUCAUUAAAAUGAAAUUUGCCACAAACUUGUAGUAAAAAAUAUAGUGUAAACUUUUUACUUUAACAUUAGUUAUAAUAAAAACAUUAUUUUAUUGUUUGUUAAAAUUUUUAAAAAUUCCUAUAUUCUUAAAAGAGAUAAUUAAAUGAUGUUACUGCAAUAAUUUUACAUCUACUCUGUUA